AUCUAUGUUGAGCUGCUUUGUUGCGCUGACCAGCAGCUUGAGGAUACUCAGUGAAGCCCUGACUGUUUACUUGCUUGCACUGGUUGACGAACGACUAAAGAAGAAUGGACGCCAUCAAGAAGAAAAUGCAAAGCCUGAAGACUGAGACUGAGAAUGCACUCGCACGCGCUGACCAGCUGGAUGCCGAGUAUAGAGCAGCUACUGCUCUCGCAGAGAAAACAGAGGAAAAUGUAAGAGAUCUGCAGAAGAAGAUGCAGCAUGUUGAGAAUGAUCUUGAUGUUACAAUUGAGAAACUGACACAAACCACAACUAAGCUAGAUGAGAAGGAGAAAGCCUAUUCUGUGGCAGAAGGAGAAAUACAGGCUCUCAAGAGAAAGAUUACUCUCCUAGAGGAAGAAUUAGAAAGAUCUGAAGCCAAGGGUACACUCACAAGCAAGGAACUAAGCGAGGCCUCAGCACUCUGGGACUCAAUUCUAAAAGCAAUCAAGGUUCUUGAGACAAAGAAUAUGAUUGAUGAGGAGAGGAUCGAGAUCAGUGAGAGCCAGCUCAAGGAGGCCAAACAGAUGGUGGAGGAGUCAGAUAUCAAAUACGAUGAGGUUGCCCGUAAGCUAGCUAUGGUUGAAGGAGACCUGGAGCGUGCUAGUGAGAGAGCAGAGGCUGGUGAGAGUAAGAUUGUUGAUCUUGAAGAAGAACUCAGAGUUAUCGGAGAGAACUUGAAAGCUCUUGAAGUAGCAGAGGAGAAAGCCCAGCAAAGAGAAGAAGAAUACAAAAAGCAGAUCAAGGUUCUCAUGGAUAGACUGAAGAGUGCUGAAGCUAGAGCAGAAUACGGAGAGAAAACCGUCCAGAAACUUAAUCUUAGGGUUGAUUCUAUAAUCGCUGAUCUUGUGACAGAAAGGAUGAAAACUCAGAACGUGAACGACGAAUUGGAUCAAACCUUUGAACUAUUUGUCGCAAACUAAAUCAAUCUUCGUCGCAAUGAAGAUCUUUGUCGAAAACUAAAAUCAGACAAAGAGCUGAAAUGUAUUGUCAAAUACUCAAACUAUCCAAGGUUAAUAAAUGUAUUGUCAAAUACUCUAACUAUCAAAGGUUAAUUAAUGUAUUGUCAAAUACUUGAACUAUCCUAGGUUAAUAAAUGUAUUGUCAAAUACUCAAACUAUCCUAGGUUAAUAAAUGUAUUGUCAAAUGCUCGAACUAUCCUAGGUUAAUUAAUGUAUUGUCAAAUACUCGAUCUAUCCUAGGUUAAUAAAUGUAUUGUCAAAUACUCGAACUAUCCUAGGUUAAUAAAUGUAUUGUCAAAUACUCGAACUAUCCUAGGUUAAUUAUGAAAAUUUAAGAAAAAUAUAAAUUUCAAGAAUGACGAAAGGUCGAAACUUUUAAAUCAAAGUUUUGACGUUGGUUUUGGGUUUCCGAAGUUAAAUCAUUGAAAAAAAAACAAAAAUUUAAAAUAAUUAGUUUUAGAUUAUCUGUCUUAUUCUUGUUUAAAAGAUCUGUUUCUGACCCGGCCCUGGUUAAAUUGUGUCUGUAACUAUUUUCUAAUUCUAUGUUUAGUGACCUGUAAAACCUAAUGGUUAAAAGAACUGAUUAAUCUCAAAUUCAAAAUUUCUUAUUCCUAAUUCUUUGCAACCUGAUUUCAGAGAUUUAUUUCAAAUUGUGAAUUCUGUUAAAACAAAUAGUAUACGUUUAAAAUAUACCAGGUUUACACCAGAAAGUUGCAAAGAUAUGCGGAUUAUUAAAUUAGAGUUUUUGGCGAGUAAUUAGUUUCUUUAUAAAAAUAUUCUCUAAUCCGAAGAAUUGGACGGUUGCUACCAUGUCUUUCGAUUUUAACAAUUUUUUCAAAAUUUGUUUUAAUUAAUGUUUUCAAAACUAAAUAAACGUUGUUCAAAUAUG
Molecule: messenger RNA, 1887 nt
Organism: Eurytemora carolleeae
Lineage: Eukaryota; Metazoa; Arthropoda; Copepoda; Calanoida; Temoridae
Product: tropomyosin
Exons: 11
Coding region: 105-959 (284 amino acids)
Biological process (GO): actin filament organization; muscle contraction
Cellular component (GO): actin filament
Molecular function (GO): actin filament binding
Source: RefSeq, a predicted model, not a curated record